AUGUCUGUCCCGUUGGUUGCUUCACUCAAUUCUCUGUCGGAGUCCGAGCUCACCCCCGCGCUGUCAUUCGCCGGUCACGUCUUGAUAACAGUCACUCCGGAGAACCUAGAUGAGGCCUUGACGUUUAUGCCCAAGAACUUCCACCGUUUCACAUUCUCAGUCAAUGUCGUUGCGCUCCCUUCUACGAAAGAUGUCCGCUCGCUGCUCAAUGCCGGUGCGUCGAGGGUAUUUGUUACGUACGAUCAAUUGCGAGCUUUACAGCCCGAGGUUGAUGACUCACGCUUAGCCCUGUUAAUCGACACUUCUUCUCGGGGUGAUGGGAAGGCUGCUGAGGCUAUUUCGGAUACCUUUGUUGGUCUCUAUGCACAUAAUAUUACCGACUUGGAUUUUGUCACUGGUUGGCUAAACGAGUAUGGGUCCAAUGAUAGACCUCCGGUUUUUGUCUCGUUCGGGUACACGCCCUCGCUGGGAGACGUGGAGGCUAUUGGGAAACUCGUCGCUACUCCAAUUGUCGCUGCUGAGGAAUUGACGGUUGAUUUGGAGAAGGAGCCGUCAAAGUUAUCCAUUGGAGAUAUCAUCCUCGCGGCCGUCUGCUCGGAUCGCCAGGAUAAGCUUAUUUCUACGAUAGUUACGGAUGAAGCUGGGAUUGCCCUUGGGCUGGUGUACUCUUCCCCUGAGAGUGUCAAGGAGAGUUUGAAGACCGGAGCAGGGGUUUACCAGAGCAGGAAGAGGGGGUUGUGGUAUAAGGGUACUACUAGUGGAGCUGUGCAAGAGCUUGUGAGAAUUGACCUAGAUUGUGAUGGUGACUGUUUGAGGUUCGUCGUGAGGCAGAAGGGCAAAGGGUUCUGUCACCUCGAGACUGCUACCUGCUUUGGUGAAUACAGAGGGCUUUUCCAUCUACAAAAGACUUUGACUUCAAGAAAGGAGUCUGCACCCACUGGAUCAUACACUGCCCGUCUCUUCUCGGAUGAGAAGCUUCUUCGAGCAAAGAUUAUGGAAGAGGCUGAGGAGCUCUGCCAAGCAAAGACUAAGGAGGGGAUUGCUUUCGAGGCAGCAGACCUUAUCUACUUUGCGCUUACCAAAUGCAUAGGGGCAGAAGGAAGGGCGAUGCUAAAGAGAAAUGGGCUCAACCUGGCGUAA
This is a messenger RNA of Tuber melanosporum (Perigord truffle), 1140 nucleotides long. RefSeq lists its product as uncharacterized. Gene Ontology annotation, molecular function: phosphoribosyl-AMP cyclohydrolase activity; phosphoribosyl-ATP diphosphatase activity. Gene Ontology annotation, biological process: L-histidine biosynthetic process. The coding region runs from base 1 to 1140 and encodes 379 amino acids. The record is from RefSeq and is a predicted model, not a curated record. NCBI's taxonomy places the organism in Eukaryota, Fungi, Ascomycota, Pezizomycetes, Pezizales, Tuberaceae. The transcript has 4 exons.